Physcomitrium patens is the source of this 2531-nucleotide messenger RNA. RefSeq names its product folate-biopterin transporter 1, chloroplastic. Gene Ontology annotation, cellular component: membrane. The record is from RefSeq and is a predicted model, not a curated record. NCBI's taxonomy places the organism in Eukaryota, Viridiplantae, Streptophyta, Bryopsida, Funariales, Funariaceae.
GGAAGCUGCCACUCUGGACUGCCUCCGUCGCAUUCGCCUCUCCGGCAGCUAGAAAAGCCCGUCGCCAGCGAUCAUUUUUUGCUGUCUCUUUACAGUUUGCAUCACCCCAACUGUUUGAAUUCCUCGUACAGAAAAACCCAGUUUCCCAAUUCUUGUGAGCGUGAGAUGAUGUGGCGCUAGUAGCGUCGAUGGUGGCAGGAAUUCCUCAUCGGGAAGUGUGGGAGGCCGUGAAUGGCAGAGGUUUAGAGCUUUCACGAGUUUUCCCGCAGUUUAGAAAUGGGUUGUGGUUGAACACGGGUAUGUUUCUGGAUCAAAUACGAAGUCUCGAUGGCAGUAGCUUCACUGUCAUCCCCGAUUGUUGUCUGUAAUACCUUGAUUUGUGACUGUCGACUUGAUCGGUCUUUGAUGAGUCGGAGAGUUGGGGCACCUCGGAAUUUUGUCGUAGUGGAGAAGAAAUCCUGUGCGUCUCGAGGUACUUCAAUAAGGGGGAGACAUUGUGCAAACUGCAAGUUACAUCAGAUUAGGUUGAUAUUCAGCAGAUCGAUAUCUACAUCUUGUGAAUUUUGGUAGUUGAAAACGCUUCAUUCACUGAGCGCCUUCACAAAAUAAAUGGCACAACGACAAGGGGAAUCGGUUACAGAAAGCGAAGAUUCUGCUUCCGGGAAGCACACUGCAGCAGCUAGACAUGAAAACGUCAUGAAUGGGAAAAAGGAAAAGUCAGCUUGCAUUUCGGAUUCUGGAGAGUACAUGAUCGCAUUGAUGUGGCAUCCAGGGGCAACCGUGCCGGAUUCGGUGGACCUAGCUGAGGACGAAGUUUGCAGUCUAGAAUUGCCACACAAAACUUCACAUCUGGAAAGUGUAGGGCUAAGGAAGAGCAAAAGGUUUGGAAAUGUGUUUGGAGUAGAGAUGUCACCAGAUACGAUCGCAAUAGCCAUGGUGUAUUUCGUUCAAGGAAUUCUCGGGCUUUCCCGUUUAGCCGUUAGCUUCUUUUUGAAAGAUGAACUUCACCUCGACCCUGCCGAGACUGCGUUCUUGACCGGCAUCUCUUCUCUUCCCUGGCUAAUAAAACCUCUUUAUGGGUUUAUCAGUGAUGGAGUGCCAUUAUUUGGAUACCGGCGUCGUUCUUACUUGGCCCUAUGCGGCCUCCUUGGUGCAUUAUGUUGGGGCUCGCUUGCUAUGUUCAUCGACAGCAAGUACGGGGCAAUGGCAGCGAUACUUCUCAGCUCUUUAUCGGUGGCAUUUUCUGAUGUAGUUGUGGACUCUAUGGUAGUAGAAAAAGCGCGGGGUGAGUCGCAGGGUGCAUCUGGCUCCCUUCAGAGCCUCUGCUGGGGUUCUGCUGCAACUGGGGGCAUAGCCAGCGCUUAUUUUAGUGGUUACUUGGUGGAGACAUAUGGCACAAGAUAUGUGUUUGGAGUUACAGCAGUAAUGCCCUUGAUUACUUCAGCAGUCGCGGGUCUUGUGCAAGAGGAGCCUUUAAAGGCACCUAGUGACGAUCCAAAAGUUAUGUUGUCUAAAACAGCCCAGUUCAUAAGCACGUCGAAGUCACAGCUUGCUUUCUUGUGGCAAACUGUGAAGGAGCCCAGUAUCUUUUGGCCAACUCUCUUCAUUUUUCUGUGGCAAGCUACACCAACAUCAGACACAGCCAUGUUUUUCUUCACGACUAAUCAUCUCGGAUUUGGACCUGAAUUUCUCGGGCGUGUACGGCUUGUGACUGCAGUUGCAUCGCUUGUAGGCGUUGGCCUAUACAACACCUACUUGAAGGAUGUUCCUCUUCGCAACAUCUUCUUGUGGACAACUCUGUUGGGAACGGCUCUGGGUCUCCUUCAGUUACUACUUGUUACUGGUGCUAAUAAGAGUCUGGGCAUAAGUGACGAAUGGUUUGCAAUGGGGGAUUCACUCGUGUUGACAGUGCUAGGCCAGGUAUCAUUCAUGCCCGUUUUGGUGCUAGCAGCAAGGCUGUGCCCACCAGGUGUGGAGGCAACACUCUUCGCCACUUUAAUGUCUAUUAGCAAUGGAGGUGGCGUUACAGGGGGAGUACUUGGAGCUGGUCUUACACAAUUCCUUGGCGUCACAAGCCACAACUUCGACAAUCUAGUUAUUUUGAUCCUGCUGUGUAAUGCCUCCUCACUAUUCCCAUUAGCGUUCCUGAAUCUGCUUCCAUCCGGAAGCGAGCUUGAGUCAACAGUAGAAAAGGCGGACAAGGCCCGUAGAGAGCUCGAGAUUACUAAGCAGGAUUAGUUUCGAACCCUUUCUCUUGACCGUCGAACUAGUCAGCUUGUUCUUACUUAGGUAGUCUUUCCCCUACUUCUACAUCACAGUAAAUAUUAUUAAGUUGUCAUUUGCAAUCAAGAUCUCUUGGGGGUUGGAGUCAUUUUAGUGAAGAUUUUAAUGGUAGGCCGAUUUAAAGUAAUUUAUGUCAGAGCCCCACCAGGUUGAGCAAAUUUAUUGUUAUCCUGGCCAUUUACUAAAGAAUGUAGCAACAAUUGACGUUGCAAAGUUUGGACACCCUCAUAUAGAUCACUUUUACGAUC